GGUGCUUAGGCAUUUUAAGAUAACUACUUCAGUUUGAUGAGGGUGCCCUGUGCGGCGAUGAGGGGUGGCAGUUUGAGAACAAGGGAAGCGACAGUCCAGAUGGGGCGAGGGGUGGCCCGCAGCCUCGGGCUCGUACGUCACUGGGGCGCGCCUCUUCCGGUCCCCAGAGCUAUCGAAAAAGACUUCUCUUUGGUGGGAGUCAGCCUGCCUCCUGCAAUCCCCCAGAGCCCACAGUCACACUGAGCCAUCCGGCGAUUCCGCCACCGUCCUCCCUCACUCCCGCGACCAUGGCCACUGACUCAUGGGCCCUGGCAGUGGACCAGCAGGAAGCAGCGGCCGAGUCGUUGAGCAACUUGCAUCUUAAGGAAGAGAAAAUCAAACCAGAUGCCAAUGGUGCUGUUGUCAAGACCAAUGCAAAUGAGGAGAAGACAGAUGAAGAAGAGAAAGAGGACAGAGCUGCCCAGUCCUUACUCAACAAGCUGAUCAGAAGCAACCUUGUCGAUACCACAAACCAAGUGGAAGUCCUGCAGCGGGAUCCAAACUCCCCCCUCUACUCCGUGAAGUCUUUUGAAGAGCUUCGGCUGAAACCACAGCUUCUCCAGGGAGUUUAUGCCAUGGGUUUCAACCGUCCAUCCAAAAUACAAGAGAAUGCAUUGCCUUUGAUGCUUGCAGAACCCCCUCAGAACUUAAUUGCCCAGUCUCAGUCUGGUACUGGUAAAACUGCUGCCUUUGUGUUGGCCAUGCUCAGCCAAGUGGAACCUGUAAACAAAUUCCCCCAGUGUCUGUGCCUCUCUCCAACAUAUGAACUUGCCCUUCAAACAGGAAAAGUAAUUGAACAGAUGGGCAAAUUUUACCCUGAACUAAAGCUGGCUUAUGCUGUUCGAGGCAAUAAAUUGGAAAGGGGUCAAAAGAUCAGUGAGCAGAUUGUCAUUGGUACCCCUGGGACCGUCCUGGACUGGUGCUCCAAGCUCAAGUUCAUUGACCCCAAGAAGAUCAAGGUGUUUGUUCUGGAUGAGGCUGAUGUGAUGAUAGCUACUCAGGGCCACCAGGACCAGAGCAUCCGCAUCCAGAGGAUGCUGCCCCGGAACUGCCAGAUGCUGCUUUUUUCUGCCACCUUUGAAGACUCUGUGUGGAAGUUUGCCCAGAAAGUGGUCCCAGACCCAAACGUUAUCAAAUUGAAGCGCGAGGAGGAGACCUUGGACACCAUCAAGCAGUAUUAUGUCCUGUGCAAUAGCAGAGAUGAGAAGUUCCAGGCCUUGUGUAACCUCUACGGGGCCAUCACGAUUGCUCAAGCCAUGAUCUUCUGCCAUACCCGCAAAACAGCUAGCUGGCUGGCAGCAGAGCUCUCAAAAGAAGGCCACCAGGUGGCCCUGCUGAGUGGAGAAAUGAUGGUGGAGCAGAGAGCUGCGGUGAUUGAGCGCUUCCGAGAGGGCAAAGAGAAGGUUCUGGUGACCACCAACGUGUGUGCCCGCGGCAUCGAUGUCGAACAGGUGUCCGUCGUCAUCAACUUUGAUCUUCCUGUGGACAAGGACGGGAACCCAGACAAUGAGACCUACCUACACCGAAUUGGGCGCACUGGUCGCUUUGGCAAGAGGGGCCUGGCCGUGAACAUGGUCGACAGCAAACACAGCAUGAACAUCCUGAACAGAAUCCAGGAACAUUUUAAUAAGAAGAUAGAAAGACUGGACACAGAUGAUUUGGAUGAGAUUGAGAAAAUAGCCAACUGAGAAGCUCCACCAGUCACUGGUGCCCACCCUGGCACUGCCCCUGCCUGGAAGACUAGUGCUUUCUCAGCACAGGCCUGGACAGUCACCACAACUACGAAGGCAUGAGCAGAGAACCUACCUACCUCAUUUUAAAUUACGUUUGGACUUGACCAAAAUUUCUGCAAAUGAUGGGGGACGGUAGAAAAAAAUUGUUUACACAACUUUGGAAGAUUAGGCGUGAAUACACAGAAAUUUACCUUUUGGAAA
Otolemur garnettii (small-eared galago) is the source of this 1973-nucleotide messenger RNA. It is a transcript of the gene DDX19B, whose product is annotated as DEAD-box helicase 19B. The record is from RefSeq and is a predicted model, not a curated record. Bases 288 to 1727 code for a protein of 479 amino acids. NCBI's taxonomy places the organism in Eukaryota, Metazoa, Chordata, Mammalia, Primates, Galagidae. Gene Ontology annotation, biological process: poly(A)+ mRNA export from nucleus. Gene Ontology annotation, molecular function: RNA helicase activity; RNA binding; ATP binding. The transcript has 11 exons. Gene Ontology annotation, cellular component: nucleus; cytoplasmic stress granule.